CUCUCACAUCCAACGUCUUUCAUCCCCCAAACCAUCAGAAUGUCUGCCUUCACCUCGUCCCUGCGCCCUCUCAUGCGCGCUUCCCACGGCGCUGCUUCGUCCGCGCGCUCUUUCAGCAGCUCCUCGUCGCGUUCCGUGUCCCGUAUGAUCCUCACCGGCCGUCUCGCGGCCGAGCCCGAGCUGCAAGCCACUUCGACCGGUCAGGACAUCAUCAAAUAUGCGGUGGGCACCUCUCACGGUAACCGGGACAAUCGCCAGACGAGCUGGUUCCGCAUUGCCAGCUUCACGCCCGAAGGGCCGCAGCGGGAUUACCUCCUAAGUUUGCCGAAGGGUACCCUAGUCUACGUCGAAGGCGACGUAAGCAUGCGUUCGUACGAAGAUGCCGAGGGCAAGAAGCAUUCGGGCCUAAACAUCGUUCAACGAUCUCUCGAAGUUCUCAAGCGUGCCGGCUCCGAUAACUCCAACUCGUCGGCUUAGGCUUUCGUGAAUCGAUUGAUAUGCGCAGGAAAAUCUUAUAAUAUGGGACGGUGAUAGGAGGCGUCGGCUGUUCAGGUUCAUUGGCUUGUUUUGUCUCUAUUCUUUCUCUGGACUUGAUAUUUGCCCGGUCAAAGCCGGCUGUUGGCCUUCCGUGUGUCCCAUUCGUCGUCGGCCAUGCCGGUGGCCGCAUGUAUUAUAGUUUCUGUAGUUUUUGUUGAUGUUGUCGCUCUAAGUAUACCCUCGAAUGAUCAUCCUGUCGUCCUGUGGGUCGCUGCUCUGUUGUGCGUU
This is a messenger RNA of Aspergillus steynii IBT 23096, 765 nucleotides long. RefSeq names its product single-stranded DNA-binding protein. NCBI's taxonomy places the organism in Eukaryota, Fungi, Ascomycota, Eurotiomycetes, Eurotiales, Aspergillaceae. The coding region runs from base 40 to 477 and encodes 145 amino acids. Gene Ontology annotation, molecular function: single-stranded DNA binding. Gene Ontology annotation, cellular component: mitochondrial nucleoid. The record is from RefSeq and is a predicted model, not a curated record. The transcript has 3 exons. Gene Ontology annotation, biological process: mitochondrial DNA replication; positive regulation of helicase activity.